Messenger RNA from Silurus meridionalis, 1844 nucleotides. RefSeq names its product synaptonemal complex protein 1-like. Gene Ontology annotation, molecular function: dynein complex binding. The transcript has 12 exons. The record is from RefSeq and is a predicted model, not a curated record. Bases 301 to 1299 code for a protein of 332 amino acids. Gene Ontology annotation, biological process: telomere localization; homologous chromosome pairing at meiosis; chromosome localization to nuclear envelope involved in homologous chromosome segregation. Gene Ontology annotation, cellular component: meiotic nuclear membrane microtubule tethering complex; nuclear outer membrane; lateral element. NCBI's taxonomy places the organism in Eukaryota, Metazoa, Chordata, Actinopteri, Siluriformes, Siluridae.
UUAUAAAGUUAAUAUUAGGUUUGAAAUGUGAUUUAUAUCAGAUUAAUCACAUUAGAUCAUUCAACACAGAUUAUUAGUGGUGAGUUUGAUACUCAUACUCAAUGACACCCAUUCAUGAAUCAUUAGUAGAAGAAUUAUCCUAGUUAUCAAUACAGGCGUAUGUGCCAUGUCUUAAUGUAAUAUUAGUAUUUUAUUUAUUUAUUUUGAAAGGCAUCAGCGUCUGUAGACCUCAAAGGCUCAGGCGCGUGACAGGAAAACGCGCGAGCUGUUUUGUAACUCCGUUACAGUCAGGAAAUAAAGAUGCAUUGUGUGGAAGAAUAUGCUUCUCUCCACAUUCCAGAGGAACAGCAGAAUGAGGUUUUAGACACGGGUGCAGACAAAGCUGAGCUCCUGCACUCUAACCACUGCCUGAGGACGUUAUACACAGACAUGCAAAAAGCCGUCGAAAUGGCAGAGGACAACAACGUGCUUCUCAGGACUGAGAACAACGACCUAAAGAACCAAAUCAAAAGCUCGAGGCAGUCGAUUCAGAACCUUCAGCUCCUUGUGAAUGAACUGGAAGACAUUCGAGCUGCGAAGGCAGAGAAAGAUCAGAUCUGUGGUGAGAUCCAGGCCAGCCGGAAACAACUCGCAAAAGAAAACGAAACACUCAGACAGCAGAUAGACGAACUUUCUAGCGAGGCGUCAAGUUUUCUUCUGAAAAGCCAGCAACAGGACGAGGAGAUCACCAACCUCAGCUCUGUCCUGAGAUCAUUACAGCAACAGCUGGAGGAGCAGAGGCUUGAUCUGGAACACAAAGAAGAACUCAUACAUCAGAAGGAUUUCAUCAUUGAGCAGCUCAAAGACAACAUGUCAGAAUACAUUACCAUUAACCAGGACAUGAAGGAGAAGCUGAAGGAUUUGGAGGACCAGUUGGCUUUGGCUUUAGUUAGCGGUGAAGGGAGCUUUAUGAACGUGGACACAGACACACCGCUGAGUCCUGAACACUCAGUGUCACUCGGGGAAGAACUCGGAAUUCUGUUUGCAGAUCAGAUGAUCCCUGAGCAGGAGCAGAUAGAAGAGGAGAAAAACACAGAUACUCAGGAGGAACAAGCAGCACUUUAUGUAUCCAAAAGUGUGACACACAGCUGUUCGGAGAGCAUAAAGAGAGGAGCGUGUGCCACCGUGGUGCUCUGCUUCAGCAUGCUGGGUGUGUUUGGAGCGCUGACUCCAACCCUGUCCACAGACGUAUUGGACACCAUCCGUCACCUGAUCGAGCCGUACUGCCGGUUACAUCACACCGGACUUCCCCCUGUAUAAACACACACUCCUCUCCGCUGGAACAGACUCGAUUUAUUGGUAUGAUUGAUAACUUACGAUUGUUCAUAAUUAGAGCUAUUCUGCGCGUUCAUAUUAUUAUUAUUUUGCAUUUUGCACCAGCCUCGUCAUUUUCAUACAUUUCAAUAUAAUGUAGAGGAGCAUAAAAGUGUCACACUUCAAAAUGUCUUUUCAUAUUGAAACAUUUUGGGUUUAAAGUGCGGUCCAAAUUUCAGAAACCAGUAUAAUAUCAAUACCCAUCGUUCUUGAAAGAGGCGUCCACAUACAUUUGGAAAUUCAGUGUGUGUAUAUAUAUAUAUAUAUAUAUAUAUUUGAUGAUUCAUUUUCUUCUAAUUAACGACUUUUUAUGCUUCAAAUAAGAUAUUUAUAUAAUAUUCUAAUGUAUUUUCAAAUGUAUUGAGUUAUGCAAAUGUUGCAUAUAGUAAACAUACAUAAAAAUGUAUUGAAUGUUUUGCUUAGUAUAAGUAUAUAAAACCCAAAUUCAGGGUAUUCGUGUAUGAAAGCGUAUUAAAAAUGCAAAAACCACA